UUCCUUCCUUCAACAACGGUCGAAAACAGCAAGACCGUCCAUGAACAGUUAACCAACCGUUCAACAACCGUUCAACAACCGUUAGAAGACUGUUCAAGAAAAAUCUUACCGUUGAAGCAAGUACCUGGCUACUUAACGGUAAAACAACCCAUAUCUUGUGCCCUGCUGAGUAGGGUGGUGCUGAGGAAUACAUCACGUGAACCGAACUUCGACGACGGAGACAGCCAACAGGACAUCAUUAUCAGAUGUGCCUUCAGGUUAUAUUCUACAGCUAGAACGGGAAUCCGCGGCUUUUCCGAGAAUAGUAGGCACAAUGGACCGGAGAUUGAUAUCCAUCUCUUCUCGUCAACAUGGCGAUUCUCAAUGCCAUCUCCAUCCCUUCAAAUAUCCCUGAUAACCAUUUCCUCACUAUUUCUAGACGCACUCGACAUACAUGGGAGGACUAUGACUCCCCCUCCGCCAGAGAUCCCUUCGACUUACUACGACCUCCGUGCCUACUACCGUACCCACUAUGAAGCCGACUUCGCCUCCGGAAAAUACCUCCGCUUCGUGAUUCCGUUGGGCGCUCUGCAAUGGAUCGUUCUCAUCCUCUACUACCUCGUCCCACACGACCGGUUCCCCGCGUUACGCUCGCUCCCCGCUCGUCUGUCGCUCUGGGUCGCCCUCUCCGCCCACUGCCUCUUCCUGAUUCUUCGAACAAGAAGCGAUCAGAUAUUCGUCUUUCAUGGGCUGUUUGAAGCUUUCUUCGUGGCCUGGAGCGGAGCGCUGUUGCUGUGCAGCGACGUGCAGAGAGAUUUCAAGAGGGUGCGGCGAGUCGAUGUUAGAAGCCAGUGCGCAGAGCGGAGCACGGAUGAGCGGCGGCGCGAGUUCGUCUACAAAUGGGAGGGCUAUCCGCAAGGGAACUUCUCGAACCGCCUGGGUUGGGUCAUGGAUUUAAUCUGCAACCUCCGUGGCGUUGCCUGGAACUGGAAGCCCUACGGAAUCCUCCCUCGACCUCCAUUCGUUCAAGACCAACUCGACGCCGACGCCACCGGCACCGAAAUUCCUCCCCAUGUGCCCUCCUCCUCCGAAAUCGACCUAUACCUCGCCGAAGGCCAUUCCAAAUCCUUCCGCCACAACGCGGUCGAUUUCCUCGUCUCCUUCCUCUGGGUGGACCUCCUCCGGACCCUCAUGAUCCACGACCCCUAUUUCUGGGGCUACCCCUCCGCCCCUCUUCCCGCCUACGUCCAGCGCAUUUUCCCCGCCUUCCUCCUCUCCUUCAGCCGCCUCAACACCUUCAUCCGCGUCGCCCUCGCUUUGCACUACAUCUAUAGGUCCGUCCGCCUGCUCUACAACUUGUCCACGUGCAUCUUCCUCGGUCUUUCCUUCAUCCCCGCCUUCCACUCCGUCCUGAACGUCAACGGGGAAUACUGGCUGCACCCGUCGACCAACCUCCCCUUUCGCCAUGCGCUCGAGAUGGGACUCGUGGGCUUUUGGGGCAUGCAUUGGCAUCAAUACCUCCGCGCCACGCCCACCCUGUGCGGACGAAAGAUCCUGGAAUGCCUCGGGAUCGUGGAGCGGUCGACAAUUGGGAAGCUCCUGCUGGCGUUCAUCGUGUUUGGGAUGAACGGGGCCUUGCAUUCCGUGUCCGGGCACUCCGCAAUAGGGGAUUCGGAUCUGCGGCGCGGCGGUGUGAUGGCGUUCUUCGUAAUGCAGCCCGUCGGGAUCAUUCUAGAGCAAUGCGUGUGGUGGGCGACCUGGAAGACGGGGUUGAGGAAGUAUAUUUCCCCACGCCUGCGACAUGUGGCCAACGCGGCUUGGUUCGCCAUUUGGUUGACGGUUGUGGGAGGGCCGACUAUAGGCCAAGAUUAUGCGAGGUGUGCAUAUGUGAUUUUAGAACCACUGCCAGUAACACCGUUGAGACUUCUCGGAUUUGGAGUCAAGGGAGAUCCGUGGUGGCUUUACGACGGGUUGGGGGUGUAUUGGCAUUCUGGGAAGAGCAUUUGGAGUAGCGGAUUGGCGGUGUAAGAGGAAUCUGGUCGAUCAUAGCAUUCGUAGAAUUAGCGCGUACCUAGCAUUGCAUCUUAUACACAUUCAGAAC
Molecule: messenger RNA, 2080 nt
Organism: Eremomyces bilateralis CBS 781.70
Lineage: Eukaryota; Fungi; Ascomycota; Dothideomycetes; Eremomycetales; Eremomycetaceae
Exons: 1
Coding region: 364-2007 (547 amino acids)
Source: RefSeq, a predicted model, not a curated record